Epinephelus lanceolatus (giant grouper) is the source of this 1430-nucleotide messenger RNA. RefSeq names its product homeobox D9a (gene hoxd9a). NCBI's taxonomy places the organism in Eukaryota, Metazoa, Chordata, Actinopteri, Perciformes, Serranidae. Gene Ontology annotation, biological process: embryonic skeletal system morphogenesis; DNA-templated transcription; anterior/posterior pattern specification. Gene Ontology annotation, cellular component: nucleus. Gene Ontology annotation, molecular function: DNA-binding transcription factor activity, RNA polymerase II-specific; RNA polymerase II cis-regulatory region sequence-specific DNA binding. The record is from RefSeq and is a predicted model, not a curated record.
AGCCACCCGCACAUGAGAAACAGAAGAAGAAGAAGAAAAAGCCAUUUGCAUUCAUUUGAGCGAUUGUUUUCUCCCUCCAGUCACAUCUGAUGGGGCUUUUUAUUAUUUGAGAAAUGAAAAGCUAAAUUAAACCUGACGAAAAAAAGAGAGAGCGCAAGGGCAGGAUUGAUUUACUCGCUGUAUUGGUAAAUAUGACCACGUGAUCCAUGUAACCAAUCCCUGUAGAUGCAGGCCAGGAAAAAUACUAUGAUUGUUCAUAGAGGGAAGCUUCCCGUAACAGUGCAACCCUUAUUAUAUGAGUAGGAAGAGAUCAAAAAUGUCUUCCAGUGGCACUCUCAGUAACUGCUAUGUGGACGCUAUCAUGGGGCAGGAGCCGGAGGAUGUGUACGGUGCUCGCUUUAUUCAGGCUCCACACUCGGUGACCCCGAGGCCGUCAGGUGCUGGGGACAACGCAGACUUCUCCUCUUGCAAUUUCGCACCCAAGUCCGCCGUUUUCCCGUCGUCUUGGUCCUCGGUUCACCCGCAGGGGAUUUAUCAUCCGUACGUGCACCACCACCACCACCACCAGUCCCAUCUCCCCGCGUCGGACGGCAGAUAUGUAGGCGUCCGCUCCUGGAUGGACCCCAUCUCCAACCACGUUUCGUUCGCCGGAUUUCACCCCAGCAGUCGGCAGUACGGGACAAAGCCAGAAGUCUUGCCACCGAAAGCUACAGAGUGCGACACGUUGGAGGCUGAGGCUCGGCCGCUCGCCGGCGAAUUCGCGUGUGGAGUAUCGGAGUGUCCAGAAAAAGCGAGCAAAGAGCACAGUGGAAGUGAGCUUUCGAGCCACAGCGAGCCCAAAGAGGAGAAACAACAACAACUUGACCCAAACAACCCUGCAGCAACCUGGAUUCACGCGCGCUCCACGAGAAAGAAGCGAUGCCCGUACACAAAAUAUCAGACUUUAGAGCUGGAGAAGGAGUUCCUCUACAACAUGUAUCUGACAAGAGACCGACGCUAUGAGGUGGCCCGCAUACUCAGUUUAACCGAGAGACAAGUGAAGAUCUGGUUCCAGAACAGGAGGAUGAAAAUGAAGAAGAUGAACAGAGAGAGGAGCGGCAAGGACCUGCUAUGAAAUCACUGCCAACUCACACAUUUGUAUACCCUAAGGAAGCCAUCUGAACAAUUAAAUUCAUUUUGGCAGGAGCCUCGGUAGCCAUUUUAAAACAUUUUUUAGAUCCCUCUAGGUAUAGCGUAAUAUUGCGUGUCAGUGUCAUAACGUGUUGGCCAAAUAUGCAUCAAAAUCACAUGUGCAGGAAUUUGUCUUUGGUGGAUAUAAGACAGGAUCCGUCUCAUAUUAAAAAAAAAUGUUAUUUGUUUUACACAACCACAAGCAGCCUGUGCUUGGAGGAAACGUGCCUAUGUGUAUUGCUUUUAUAGUUGUUAAGAAU